This is a messenger RNA of Mercenaria mercenaria, 462 nucleotides long. RefSeq lists its product as uncharacterized. Gene Ontology annotation, cellular component: nucleus. The transcript has a single exon. The record is from RefSeq and is a predicted model, not a curated record. The coding region runs from base 1 to 462 and encodes 153 amino acids. Gene Ontology annotation, biological process: regulation of DNA-templated transcription. Gene Ontology annotation, molecular function: transcription coregulator activity; histone binding; transcription cis-regulatory region binding. Lineage: Eukaryota; Metazoa; Mollusca; Bivalvia; Venerida; Veneridae.
AUGAAUGACCAACUAAUUGAAGUUAUAAGACAAUGUGAAUUAAUGUUAACACCACAAGUAUUCACUAAUAACGAAGAAAAGGCCGUAAGUGUUGAAGGAAUGCAAGAUGGGAAUGGCGGAGUGACAGAAGAAACAAGCAACGUGUAUGAAAAUGAAAGACUGCAAAGCAAUAAGGGUAAAAAUAAGGGUAAAGGCAAAGGUAAAGGUAAGGGUAACGGAAAAGUGAAAAGUUCAUCAGCAAGGGGCAAAGGUAAAAAGAGGAAAGCUGAGGAUGUUGAAGAAAAGACGGAAGAUGACAACUGCUGUUCCAUUUGUAAUGGACAAUAUGAUGAAUCGCCAAAAUGGAUUUGUUGCGACGGGUGUGAUAAAUGGUACCAUGGUCAAUGCGUUGGCAUUAACACGCCUGCGGAGUGGGAAAAAUAUGCUGAUGAAUCUGUUAAGUUUAUUUGUCCUUUUUGUUAA